Messenger RNA from Anopheles darlingi, 1348 nucleotides. Its product is annotated as serine protease grass-like. The coding region runs from base 106 to 1212 and encodes 368 amino acids. Gene Ontology annotation, biological process: proteolysis. NCBI's taxonomy places the organism in Eukaryota, Metazoa, Arthropoda, Insecta, Diptera, Culicidae. The record is from RefSeq and is a predicted model, not a curated record. Gene Ontology annotation, molecular function: serine-type endopeptidase activity. The transcript is spliced from 4 exons.
UCGUACGAUCGACAGUGAUAGGGGACCCUCGAUUCGAUCGCCUAGUCUAUCAAGAUCGAUCAUAAACAAUAUUCUUUCAGUUCAGUGCCACAGCUGGAUCGGAAGAUGGCGUUUAGAAAAAUCAUCGGUUACUUACUGAUAGUCGCGCAAGUGUGCAGUGUGUUGUCCCAAAACGAUCCCGCCUGCACGACACCAACUCGUAGGGCAGGAUUCUGUGUGCCAAUCGGACGUUGUCGAAACAUUAACGCUAUUGUCCAGUCAUCUACACCACCUAGUAGGGGCAUCCAGAACUAUAUAAACCGUGCCGGCUGCACUUUGUCCGGUGUGGUGCGUAGUAUCUGCUGCCAACCAACGGAAAUCGUCCCUGACACAGCUGUGUCCAAGUGGAGGUUAUUACCGACGGAAACGUGUGGCAAAAGCAUCUACCAAAAAGUCGCUUGGGGCAAUACAACGGACCCAUUCGAGUACCCGUGGAUGGUAGUGCUGCGGUACAUAAGAAAUGGGGAGGUUAAAGAUCAAUGCGGAGGAUCGUUGAUCAACAACCGCUACGUCUUGACGGCAGCACAUUGCGUGAGAACUGGUAACGGUUGGACUCUAUUUAAACUACGACUUGGUGAACAGGACAAAAGUCAACCUAUUGAUUGCAUAGUUUAUAGCAAUGGAGAAAGAAGCUGCGCCGAUCCACCGAUUGAGGUUGACAUAGAAUCAACGGUGGUGUAUCCUGGAUACAAUAGUCCAUUUGGCCGGCACGACAUAGCUUUGAUUCGAAUGGCACAAGCAGCCACAUACACUGAUUCCAUUCAACCAAUUUGCCUACCAACUAGAGAGGAUGUUCGGAAACUACAGCUGCCGAGAUUUAUCGUGGCCGGCUGGGGUAUGACAGAGAACCAAACGGAUUCGGACGUUUUAAUGCAAGCUACGCUGGAUUCUGUCCCAGUACCCGAAUGCCAACUUACCUUAAGAAGGAACGGUCUUAUAAUAGACCUUUCAGAGGAACAUCAAAUGUGCGCUGGUGGUAAAAACCGUAUUGACUCUUGCAAGGGCGAUUCAGGAGGACCCUUAGGAUUCAGCAUAGGACUCGUAGGUGCCCGUUUUGUUGAAUAUGGCAUUGUGUCGGCCGGUAUCCAAUCUUGUGGUAUAAGGAGCGUACCGGGAAUUUAUACUCGUGUAUCUCCCUAUAUGGAAUGGAUAGUCGACAAUAUGCAACCGUGAUCGUGAUCAUCUCGCUGGGUCGGUUUCGACCAAACACGUAGCUUAUUCUAAACAAUAUACAUAUUUAACUAAAAUGAAAUGUUUAGUAAUCAAAUAUGUGCAAACAAAUUAUGAAAUAUAUACAACUUGACUGUUA